AUGGCUGAUUUGAAAGGAAACUUAGUUUACCAGACUUUAUCAGACUCAGAAGAGAGUAUAGAUGAUCUCAGGAAUACUCGAGAAGAGUCAGAUUCUCAUGAAAUCAUACAGCAACUCAAUGAAGUUCCACAAGUUACUGUUGGGCAGCCAAUAGUUUUUGAUCAAGAAAAAUAACGAUAACACUAAUCAGCAAAGAUCUUAUAACAAUUAUAUCUCAAAUCAAAUCCUAAUUCCCUCCAACCAAGAAGUCCCUGACCCAGUUCUCCCAAUCCCAGACCAAGCAAGAGGCGGAAGAAGGCAUAAGUGAUCCUGAGUAGUUAUUUCUUGAUUGCUAGUGGUAAUCAUUAUUGUGUUUAAUGUUGUGUAUUAUUCUUAGA
This is a messenger RNA of Moneuplotes crassus, 377 nucleotides long. Lineage: Eukaryota; Ciliophora; Spirotrichea; Euplotida; Euplotidae. The record is from the annotation of a GenBank genome assembly.